CGCGGGCCGUGGCCGGGGCCAGGGCCGGGGCCGGGUGCGGGGCGGAGCGGAGCGGAGCGGGCGGCGGGCGAUGGGCCGGGGGCCGUGGCUGCCCGGGGCCGUGGCCGUGGCCGUGGCCGUGGCGCUGUGCGCGGCGGCGGCGGCGGCGCUGUCCACGUGCCGCUCCGUGGACCUGGAGGCGGCGCGGCGGCGGCGGAUCGAGGCGGUGCGGGGCCAGAUCCUGAGCAAGCUGCGGCUGGCGGCGCCGCCCGAGGCGCCCGGGGGGGACGCGGCGCUGCUGCCGCUGCCGCCCGCCGUGGCCGCGCUCUACAACGCCACGCGCGACGCCCCGGCCCCCGCCCGCGACCGCGACCGCGACCGCCCCGACGACUACUACGCGCACGAGGUGCAUCGCCUGGACAUGGCGCCCGCCAGCCCCCAGGGCGCGGGGGCCGCCAAUGCCUCAGUGCGGGGCACGCAGGGCAGCUACGAGCUGCGCUUCGACGCGGCGGCGCUGCGGGCGGCGCUAGGACCCGAGCUACUGCUGCACGGCGCCGAACUGCGCAUGCUCCGCAAGCCCUACACGGCUCAGGCGCCCGCGGCGCAGCGCGUGGAGCUCUACCAGAAAUUCGGCGCUGGGUCAUGGCGCUACGUGGAGACGCGGGAGGUGGCGCUGGGCCCCGAGCCGCAGUGGUUGGCCUUCGACGUCACCGACGCGCUGCGCUUCUGGCUCGCGGGCCACGAGCCUUGGGGUUUCUUCAAGCUGAGCCCGCACUGUUCCUGCGAGGACGACCACAGCACCGCCGAGAUCCUCUUCCAGAUCGAUGGGUUCGAGACCUUCCGGGGCGACAUGGGCAAGGUGAAGAUGCAGGGGCAGCGUCUGCCCUUCCUGCUAGCCACCGCCACCCCCCCGGAGCGCGCGGCCCAGCUGCAGAGCCCACGGCACCGCCGUGCCGCCGCCGACACUGCCUACUGCUUCGGGACGGAAGAGAAGAACUGUUGCGUGCGGAAGCUCUACAUCGACUUCCGCCAGGACCUGAAGUGGAAGUGGAUCCACGAGCCGCGCGGCUACUGGGCCCACCUGUGCACCGGCGCCUGCCCCUACAUCUGGAGCUCCGACACGCAGUAUAGCAAGGUGCUGGCACUGUACAACCAGCACAACCCCGGUGCCUCGGCCGCACCAUGCUGCGCCCCCGAGACCCUCGACCCGCUGACCAUCGUGUACUAUGUGGGCCGCAAAGCCAAGGUGGAGAAGUUGUCCAACAUGAUCGUCCGCUCCUGCAAGUGCAGCUGAUCGGCUGGUGGGCCCCAGAGCUCCGCCCCUGCCCGCCUCCCAUUGGACUCAGACUCUUCCCCCCCCCACCCCUCAGCAAAGCACGAGGGGAAAAGCGGUUAUUUUUUUAAAGGAAAAAAAUGAGAGGUUUUUUUUAAAUGAGAGGUUUUUUAAUGUAAGUUUUCUAGAGGGGUUUGGGGGGAAAUCUCGUGGUUUUGGUAAACUUGAGGGGGGGAGGGAGGAGGGGGGGGUUAGAGUUAUUUAACGGGGCCCCGAAUCCCUGGAUUUUAAUUUAAGCCGAUGCUGCCGUGGGUCCUGGCACCUUCUGCGGCCUUAUAAGGACACACUCUUAAUUUAUGCGUGAAGGGUGGAGCUCUGACUGAAUAGAGGCUCGCCCCUUGGCAGUUUUGGCCCCACCUCCUGCUCUGCCAGCCAACUGGCAUUGGCCUGGCCGCAGUGGGCGGGCCCAGCUGGCUCUGGGACUCCACCCACUGCCCAUGGGGCUCUGCCUCCAGCUGCAUGCCCCUUCCUCUUGCAGACUCCGCCCCCUCCACCCUCCCAGGCUGGACACGGGCAGGGGGUGGGGGGGAGGGUUCCCCAAUUUCCAGUUUCAAAAAGAACACAUGGGGGUGGGGGGGUAAUGGAGGGGGCAGUGCCCCUCACUCCUGACCCCCAGGUCCUUCCCCCAACUCCUCCCCCAGCCCUGCUCGUGCCCCUCACUCCCAACCCACAGCCCCUGCCCCCCCCGCCCUGCUGGUGCCCCUCACUCCUAAACUGCAUCCCCUGCCCCUCCCGCCCCAUUGGGGCAACCCAAAAAGAGGGCAUGUUUGGGUGGGCGUAUUUGCCCCCAUGGGCACUGGAUUUUGGGGGUGGGGGGGUGGUACACGGUGUGUGGGGGGGUCAUGUGUGUAACAUUAAAGGCAGCCGGCUUGGCUCCGGUCCCUGCUCUGA
Molecule: messenger RNA, 2203 nt
Organism: Alligator mississippiensis (American alligator)
Lineage: Eukaryota; Metazoa; Chordata; Crocodylia; Alligatoridae
Gene: TGFB1
Product: transforming growth factor beta 1
Exons: 7
Coding region: 71-1273 (400 amino acids)
Biological process (GO): regulation of cell population proliferation; transforming growth factor beta receptor signaling pathway; BMP signaling pathway
Cellular component (GO): extracellular region
Molecular function (GO): cytokine activity; growth factor activity; type III transforming growth factor beta receptor binding
Source: RefSeq, a predicted model, not a curated record